AUGGACGAAUACGAUCAGGUGAUACGACAGUAUCUCAUUAACGGUCAUGCUGAGCGUAUUGAUGUGGCAUCACCAUCACCUGUUGCUGCCCCGGAUUAUUACAUGCCACAUCAUGCAGUUAUCAGACGCGAGAGGGAGACUACGAAAGUAAGAAUUGUAUUCGACGCCUCAUCGAGUGCUCCGGGUUUUCUAUCCCUGAACCAAGUUCUGCACGCCUUUCCAAACCUGAACUCUGACAUCCUUUCUCUGCUCUUAAGGUUUAGAAUGCAUCGCAUCGGCAUGGUGGCAGACAUCGAGAAAGCUUUCUUGCAGAUUGCACUUCACAAACAGGAUACAGACGCUCUGCGCUUCCUAUGGUACACUUCGACGCCGAUCGCAGGACAGCCUCUACCGUCUAUUGAGACAUGGCGCAUGACACCAGUGUCCUUCGGAGCGCGAUCUAGUCCGUUCCUGCUGUCUGCGACCAUUCAGCAUCAUUUACAGCAAGCAGAGGAGGAUUACUUGCAGACUGCUACGCUCUUGGAGCAAUCCUUUUACGUGGACGAUUUAGUGGUCAGUGUCAGCACAUCAGAAAAUGCCAGGACACUUCAUGAGGAAACUCUGAGCAUAUUCGAAGCGGCCGGCAUGAAGAUAAAGAAGUGGGUCACUAACGACAAGGCACUUCUACGAGAGAUAUUUGAAAGGGGACUACAAGGCACUUCUACAACGAAGACUACACAGAAUCAGACUAAGAAGGUUCUGGGGGUCAUAUGGGAUCUUCAACAUGAUCAGUUACGACGUCCCGUUGCUUCUGUCCUGGACUCAAUGACGGAAAAGGGGAGUGUUAAGAGACAAGUACUGCAGACCAUUUCCAAGAUUUAUGCCCCAUUUGGGCCUCUUAGGACCCUUCACUAUUUCGGGCAAGAUCAUGCUCCAGAAGAUUUGGGAGGCAGGAUUGCAAUGGAAUGA
Molecule: messenger RNA, 948 nt
Organism: Ornithodoros turicata
Lineage: Eukaryota; Metazoa; Arthropoda; Arachnida; Ixodida; Argasidae
Exons: 1
Coding region: 1-948 (315 amino acids)
Source: RefSeq, a predicted model, not a curated record